AUGGUCUUCACAACCACCCUUCUCUCCACCCUCACCAACGCCAUUGCCAUUCCUUCCUCUACCAUCAACCCCACAGGCGUAAUCCACCGCAUUACCGCCGGCUCUACAACCGCAAACUCCGGCCUGCACUUCGAGCCCGAGAACGUCGUCGCCCUCCCAGGCGACCUAAUCGAAUUCCACUUCCUACCCAAAGCGCACUCGGUAGUUCAAUCCUCCUUUGCCCAACCCUGCGCACCUCUCAACACCCCCGACGCCUUCUUUUCCGGCUUCAACUUCAACACUACGGCCGGUGAGGCUCCCAAUGUCUUUACGUUCAUGGUCAAGGAUACGAAGCCCAUGUGGUUCUACUGCUCGCAGACAAAUGGGGACCAUUGCCAGAGGGGCAUGAGUGGUGUUAUCAAUCAGGAUUUCAGUGAUAACGAGAAGACACUGGCCAAGUACAAGGAGGCAGCCAAGGGGACUGUGACGAAGCAACCCAGUGCUGAUCCGGCAAAGAGCCAAGGUGGAGAGAUUAAGCCCAACGUGCCUCUUUGA
Bipolaris oryzae ATCC 44560 is the source of this 534-nucleotide messenger RNA. RefSeq lists its product as uncharacterized. Lineage: Eukaryota; Fungi; Ascomycota; Dothideomycetes; Pleosporales; Pleosporaceae. The transcript has a single exon. Bases 1 to 534 code for a protein of 177 amino acids. The record is from RefSeq and is a predicted model, not a curated record.